Messenger RNA from Drosophila eugracilis, 1637 nucleotides. Its product is annotated as mitochondrial 2-oxoglutarate/malate carrier protein. Gene Ontology annotation, biological process: succinate transmembrane transport; thiosulfate transport; oxaloacetate transport. Gene Ontology annotation, molecular function: thiosulfate transmembrane transporter activity; sulfate transmembrane transporter activity; oxaloacetate transmembrane transporter activity. The record is from RefSeq and is a predicted model, not a curated record. NCBI's taxonomy places the organism in Eukaryota, Metazoa, Arthropoda, Insecta, Diptera, Drosophilidae. Bases 474 to 1424 code for a protein of 316 amino acids. The transcript is spliced from 2 exons.
UUUCUCUCGUCAGCAGAUGUAUUUCUGUGCUGUUUGUUGCUGGUUGCAUUGGGUUUCUUAGUUGCAGGCUGAAAAAACAAAUAAAUAAGGAAAUCGGGGCCAAACAUUCCGCGGCAACGCAACAAAUAGCAGCCAAGCAGCACGUGCCACUUGCCAUUAGCGCCGAAAAUAAAAAUAAAACCGGGAAAAAGAAAGCAACGCAUUUGACAUUGAACAACAUUCGCGGUGCAAAAAUAAAUCUAGGAAAUACAACCCACACACAAACAAACGCGAUAUCAGCUGUUCAGCAAGUGCGUGCGGCUGAAAAUAUUCAUUAUUAAUUGUGCCAUCGGCGUAGAGAGGUGCUAUUCCACUUCCCUCGGCAUUUUCCACAUUCCCUCGCAGCGGCCAAUCGACUUUUCCGGGCAUUCAAAACUGGAAAUUGCAAAUCGCGAGCAUUUACCCAAGUGUUGUGUAAUCGAUUUCCAGUGAAAAUGAGUGCUACUGUUCAGGAAGCGCCUAAGAAGGCAGCCGCGUCCAAUGCCAUCAAGUUUCUGUUCGGCGGUCUCUCGGGAAUGGGAGCCACCAUGGUGGUACAGCCUCUGGACCUGGUCAAGACCCGCAUGCAAAUCUCUGGAGCUGGAAGUGGCAAGAAGGAGUACCGCAGCUCCUUCCACUGCAUCCAGACCAUAGUUGGCAAGGAAGGUCCAUUGGCACUGUACCAGGGCAUUGGAGCUGCUCUGCUGAGGCAGGCCACCUACACAACUGGAAGAUUGGGGAUGUACACUUACUUGAAUGAUCAAUUCCUGGAGCGAUUCCAGAGGAAUCCCGGCAUCAUAGACAGCAUGGCCAUGGGAACCAUCGCCGGAGCCUGCGGUGCCUUCAUCGGUACCCCCGCAGAGGUGGCUCUGGUGCGCAUGACCUCCGAUGGCAGGUUGCCGGUUGCCGAGAGGAGAAACUACACGAAUGUGGCCAAUGCCCUGGCUAGGAUCACCAAGGAGGAGGGCAUCACAGCUCUCUGGAGAGGUAGUCUGCCCACCGUGGGUCGCGCCAUGGUCGUGAACAUGACCCAGCUGGCCAGUUACUCCCAGUUCAAGACCUAUUUCCGCGACGGACCCCUCAAAAUGCAGGAGGGCAUCAAGCUGCACUUCUGCGCCAGCAUGUUGAGCGGUCUGCUGACCACCAUCACAUCCAUGCCGCUGGACAUCGCCAAGACCCGUAUCCAGAACAUGAAGACGGUCAACGGCAAGCCAGAGUACAGCGGCACCGCCGACGUUCUGCUGAGAGUGGCCCGCCAGGAGGGAAUCUUCGCUCUGUGGAAGGGAUUCACUCCCUACUACUGCCGCCUGGGUCCCCACACCGUAUUGACCUUCAUCUUGCUGGAGCAGCUUAACCAGGGCUACAACAAGUAUAUCCUGGGCGUGAACAAGAGUACUGGCCUGUAAAUAUAUAUAUCAUAUAAAGCGAUCCUCGAACGAUUAAACAUGAACCAUGCGUGUAUAUACAACGUUAAGUUUAAAACAAAAACUUAGGGCAUUUAUAUGUCGGCAAUUCCGGUGACAAUAUUACAUGAUAACGAUUAGCUUGAAUGUUGAAACAGUUUUUUGUAGCGCCAUAAGUGUGAAGUGGAUUCUCAAUAAAGCACAAAAUGUUAUAAA